AUGACUCAAACUUUGGCCGAGACGCGAGAGAUUUUAGCCGAGAAAUCAGUACCACCUCGGCCAGACCAAGUUGGAGAUGGAAUUUAUCGUACUGAACUUGACAUCACUCGACCAAAAUCACCAGCUGAAUCCAACGCUCGAGACAGAAACAAGUUUGCCCGAACGGAUAACGAGAUUGCCGAGACCAUGCAAGAUUUAGCCGAUAAUUUAAAGACACCCGGGCUAGAACCACCAGACGACUUGGAAACCUCCACAAAGAUCGAAACCAUAGGAGAUAACACCGAGAACGCUGCACCUGCUCACGCCAAUGGACAACAACACAACGAGCUCAUGGCCAUGCUAGCCACCAUGAUAAAAGAACUGAGAGAUACACGUGAACGUGUCGCGAGACUCGAACCACCAGCUCACCGAGCACUGAAUCAUGUAUUGCCCCAAGCCUUAAUGGCUCAGUUUGUGGACGGUCUCCAAGAGAUAAUAGCCCGAAAAGUGGUGAGAGUCAAGUAUAGUGGCCUCCACGAAUUAUUGCAUCUUUCAGUUCAGGUGGAACAACAAAUCAAACGCAAAACCUCGCUAACAAACCAGAACCGAGGGAGCCAGCCGUGGCAAGCUAGUUCUAGUCGAACCAUUGACAAGGGCAAGGCCGUGAAAGUUGAUUCACGUCUCAAAUCAAAAGCCACCGAGGCACCAAAGACCAAUCGACCGGAACCAGGUAAGUUUCAAAACACUAGUCAAGCUAGAACACGCGAUAUAACCUAUUUCAAGUGUCAGGGACGAGGGCACUAUGCACGAGACUGUCCAAAUCAACGGGUAAUGAUCAUCACUCCGAGUGGAGGAUAUGAAUCUCAAGACGAGCCCGAAGAAGAGCCAGAGGACAAUGAAGAGGAUGUGGAAUAUCCUGAUACUGGUGAAUAUCUCUUAGUGACUAGAAGAGUCCUAAGUGUGCAAGUUCAGCCCGAGGAACGGAUCCAACGAGAGAACUUGUUUCACACGCGAUGCACCAUUAACAACAAGGUAUGUAAUCUUGUUAUUGAUGGAGGUUCAUGUACUAACGUGGCAAGCAAGUUUAUGGUAGACAGGUUAGGGCUGGUGAAGAUCAAGCACCCGAGGCCUUACAAACUACAGUGGCUUGACGAUGCUACCGAGCUCAAAGUAACCAAACAAGUUACGAGUCCUUUUAGUGUGGGCAAGUACAAGGACGAGGUGCUUUGUGAUGUUGUGCCGAUGCAAGCCGGGCAUCUUUUACUGGCAGGCCAUGGCAGGUUAAAGGAACUUGAGCUUCCACCCGAGGUAGAGGCCUUAAUCAAACGGUUCGAAGAUGUGUUUCCCGAAGAGAUCCCACCAGGGCUACCACCUCUACGAGGAAUAGAACAUCAGAUAGACCUUGUUCCAGGCCAGCCGCUACCAAAUAAGGCAGCUUACCGUAUGAACCCGGAAGAAAGCAAAGAGCUUGAGAGCCAAGCCAUAAACAACGUUACUAUCAAGUAUAGACACCCCAUUCCGCGUUUAUACGGCAUGUUGGAUGAACUUAGUGGCUCCACUAUCUUCUCCAAAAUGGAUUUGAAGAGUGGGUAUCAUCAGGUCAGAAUGCGUGAAGGAGAUGAAUGGAAAACGACUUUCAAGACCAAGCAAGGCUUGUACGAGUGGCUAGUCAUGCCUUUUGGCUUAACUAAUGCUCCAAGCACCUUCAUGCGACUGAUAAACAGGGUUUACAGGUGGACAAAGAGAAGAUCAAAGCCAUACAGGAAUGACCCACACCCUCCACCAUCGGUCAUGUACGAAGCUUUCAUGGGUUGGCCAGUUUUUACCGGCGAUUUGUGA
This is a messenger RNA of Eutrema salsugineum, 1818 nucleotides long. RefSeq lists its product as uncharacterized. The record is from RefSeq and is a predicted model, not a curated record. Gene Ontology annotation, molecular function: nucleic acid binding; zinc ion binding. The transcript is spliced from 6 exons. The coding region runs from base 1 to 1818 and encodes 605 amino acids. Lineage: Eukaryota; Viridiplantae; Streptophyta; Magnoliopsida; Brassicales; Brassicaceae.